ACUCAGAUCUAAACACGCCUCGCUCAAAUAUGGCUGCCCCCUUCUGUUGUUGUGUGUGGGGAAAGGUCCGUAAAUAAUACAACGAAGAAGUCUUAAAAACGAACGGCACAUUUCCAGAUGCGCUUGGUGGUUUCACGUAGAUGAUUCCAUCCUCAUGCAAGUGGCCGUGGAAUUUCAACUUUUGUGGAAAGUGCGGUAGCGAGCAUUUGAAGGAUGUCAAAGACAACAAAGAUAAAGCAUGUCACUAAAGAGGUGCUGGAAGAAUAUGUGCUCCCGAAUGAACAUCAGCAAAUAGUUCGGAUUCUCUCUGGGCGGGGUAACAACCUUCACGAGGUUGAAAGUUCGUCUGGCGAGACUUUUCUUGUGAGCAUGCCGACAAAAUUCAGAAAAAAUAUCUGGGUAAAAAGAGGCGACUUUGUCAUCGUGGAUCCCAUUGAAGAAGGUGACAGGGUGAAGGCCGAGAUCACUCGUAUACUGUACAGGGACCAGAUCAAGUACAUUAAAGAAGAGGGAAAAUGGCCGAAAGGUUUCGAGGAACAGAACAGCGAAGACAUUGAUGUCAAGAGCAGCAGUUCAGAAGACGAAGAGAGUGAACUCUUUGUCAAUACAAAUAGACCAAAUGUUGUAUAUGAAGAAAGUGAAUCUUCUGAAGACACAGAAUAAGGACUGUUGCUCUAUUUA
Ornithodoros turicata is the source of this 681-nucleotide messenger RNA. Its product is annotated as probable RNA-binding protein EIF1AD. Gene Ontology annotation, molecular function: translation initiation factor activity; RNA binding. The transcript is spliced from 5 exons. The record is from RefSeq and is a predicted model, not a curated record. Gene Ontology annotation, biological process: translational initiation. Gene Ontology annotation, cellular component: nucleus. NCBI's taxonomy places the organism in Eukaryota, Metazoa, Arthropoda, Arachnida, Ixodida, Argasidae. Bases 214 to 663 code for a protein of 149 amino acids.